GCAAUAACGGCGUAGCGCUUUCCUUUAUCAUUUUCAAUGGUGGUAUUUUUCAUUCUUUGCUAACAGAAUACUGGGUUAGUUGCAAAGAGAUGAUGGUCGUUGAUUUACAAUCUACAGUAAUUUUGAACGACGGGCAAAACUCAGCGAAUACGUAAUUGGAUAAAGCGGCUAUGUAUUCCGAAGGGAUGACAUUAAUUGGAAUGCAGUAUUAGAUAGUUAAACAACAUCUUCAUUGUUUCGACGAACCUUCAUAACAAACGCGUCUUCGCGACUAAUGACGUUUACGAAUAAAAAUAACGCAAAUAUAGUGCGUAAAACUGUCACAUGAUUUUGAAGCCUGCAUGAAAAAGUAAUAUAAUUUUUUUUGACGAUACAUGUAAUUUUAACGACCUAUUAACCGGAAACAAUCAAAUUUUUCACUGAGGAAUGUCUCCAUUACCAAGCUAGUGUGCGUAGUCCGCAUGCCCAGACCGGGCUUUAAAACAGAAACUUUCUGUCGUUAACCUCUUACCUUAUUUUACUAACCCCCUCAAGCAGAAACCUAUGGUCAAACUUCUUCAAUCGUUAGCUGCACUAUCAGCAGCCACCCUCGCAGCAGCCACUCCAGUCUACAGAAAGCAAGACGCAGGUAGUGGUGUUUUGAGAGGUGUUAACAUUGGUGGAUGGUUGUUAAUGGAGCCUUUUAUCACUCCAUCCGUAUUCGAUAACACAUUAGAUGAUAAAAUCGUAGACGAAUGGACCUUUGGUGAAAGACAAGAUGAAGAAGUCGCAACUAGGGCAGUUAACGAUCAUCUUGAGACAUUCAUCACUGAAGACGAUUUCGCUCAAAUACGUGCGGCUGGUUUGACUCAUGUCAGAAUCCCAGUACCACACUGGGCAUUCGAUAAGCGUGACUUUGAGCCCUUCAUUGUUGGUAACAGAGUAGAAAAGCUUAGAGAAGCAUUGAAAUGGUGUCGCGACUACGAAUUGAAGGCAUGGAUUGAUCUCCACUCCGCUCCAGGUGGUCAAAAUGGUUUCGAUAACGACGGUCAACUCCUUGACAAGCCAGCUUGGCACACAAAUCAAGCUCAAGUUGAGAGAACUCUCUACGUCAUCCAAGAAAUCAAGAACGAAUUCGCAACACCAGAAUACGAAGAUGUUGUUGAAGCUAUUGAAUUACUCAACGAGCCAGCAACCUUCGCAGAUGAAGGUAUGAUCCCAGUCUUAAAGAACUACUACCAAUCUGGUUUUGAUAUCAUCGAUGGUGAUACUGAAGUUGUUCUUCACGACGGUUUCAAAGAAGACUCACACUAUUGGGAUGGUUUCUUAGAUGGUACUCAACUCGAUGUUCACAGAUACCAAGUCUUCUCACCGGAUGAACUCAAGCGCACUGAUGAAGAGCGUAUUGCUACCGCAUGCUCCUACAAACAAACACUCCAGGAAGUCACUGACCAACACCACUUCGCCGUCGUCGGUGAGUGGACAGCAGCCAUUACGGACUGCACACCAUACCUCAAUGGUCGUCUCGUCGAAGGUGCACGUUUAGAAGGUCAACACUCAUCUUCUGACGAGUAUAUCGACACCUGUGAAGGAAAGACCGGUGACGGUAGCGACUGGACAGAGGAAUACAAGGACUCCUUGCGUGUCUUCUGGGAAGCUCAAGUUGAUGCUUACGGAGAGCGCUACUUCUUCUGGACAUGGAGAACAGAACUUGGUGCUGACUGGUCAUACCAGCGUCUCCUUGAACUCGGCGUCAUUCCUCAAGACCCAACUGACUUUACCCCAAGAUGCUUCUAAGGCAACGCAAAUUUCAGGAAUCCUUUAAUCAAGCUUAGGUAAUUAAAUUAUUUUGCCAUUAUUAGAAGGUGUAAUAACAUAAAGUAAUCAUAAACACGAUAGAAUUAUAAACUGUGAUUGAUAUUUGAAUUCCGCCAUACAAAAAUAGUUCAAAUCUAUGAUGCACCUAAUCCGAGACGCGAGUUCUUAAUGACGGCUGCAACUGGCGCUUCCAAACCCUCACCAGAUUGUCCCAUUUUCUGACCAUGGUUCCAACCCAUCAUGGCCAACAACUUGUAACCGACAGACUAUAGGUGGUUUAAAGAGAAUUUUUUUCAUAAUAAAAUGUAACAUACCUCUUGCCCAAUUGGUUUGGCUUCAUGUCCCACAAUUGUACCUUCCCUAUGUGGCAUCAUCUUUGGUUUGGCUGCUUGCCCGCUCUUCCUUUCUACCUGAGCGGCUUUACGAGCAAGAUGAAGGGUCUUAUAGAAGUUACCAAUACCACCUUUAUCACAAGCUUUGGCAGCUUUGUUGACAGCAGCGUAAUCGAUAUUUUUACCACUUCUUGCAGUCUUCAAAAGCAUAAUGUGUCUACCAACUCCUUUACCGGUCGACUUGGACUUCAAAUUGUAGGUUUCCGCCAGCAUAUGUAUCUGUUUCCUUGAUUUGUUAUCCAUAGGAGGCAACUUCAUCAUUUUUCUCUGUGGAACAUCGACAAAUGAUUGAAUUUCGGUGUUGAUAGUCUGGACAUUGUAGUAAUCAGGUAAGAAAUCAUCAUCAGAUAGUUCAGCAGCCGCUUUGAUAGCUCUGGCUUGCAUUUUCUUUGCUUUUUUGCCUUUCGUUUUAGUGUAUGGUGAUAGAGCAUCCGCCAUUCUGAUCUGCUCUCUCACCUUCUUUUUCUCAGCUUUGCGAACUCUAUCUUGAUCCCAAAGUCUUUGCAGUUGUGGUGGUACCUUGGAUUUCUUUUUCUUUGAACCUUGGAUGAUAUUAUCAGUAUAAAAAAAAUUAGAUAUGAAAUUACCACCUACUUGUUGGGAAGAUAAUAUCACUUGGGUCAAUAGCAAAGUCAUCUUCUGAAUCGUCACCGUAGACAUCACCGUAAUCAUCAUAUGAAUACUUUCCUUGACGUGAAGCUUGACGUGAAGAUGAUGACCUCGCUUUCUGGAUGUCUUGUCUCUUAUUCUCGAUUAUAGCGGCUAACUCAUCCAAGUACUGUUCUUCUUCAUCCCACUUAUUAUGCUUUCCUUCAAAGUCAUCAAAUUCUAGCAACUUAUCGAAAUCAUGGAAAUCGUCAGCCUUCUUUUUACCUUUACCUUUACGGCUGCGUUCUGUGACAAUACCUUCCUUCUUCGCUGCUUUAGCACGAGCUCUACCAAGUUCAUAAGCUUCCUCUGACGAUAAGCUUGAAUCUAAAUCGAUCUCAUUGUCAUCGAUAUCAACAUCAACACUGUCAUUAUCUGAGAAUCCAAAUUUGAAAUUUUCUUCCUUCUCAAAUUCUGAAUCAAAUUCCACUGAAUCGACUGAUGAUCCAUCAUCCCAUUCUUCUUCUUCGACAGCCUCUUUACGAAGGCGUUUGUCAAUUUUCAAAUCAGUAAUUGAGUUCUGAUUUCUUGACAUAUUGUCAACAAAUGAACGUAAAGCUGAAUCAUCAGCUCCAAAUGGUCCAGCUGCAGCUUCACCACCGGAAUCAUCAUCAUCGCUGUCAUCCUGUCUAGAAUUCUCCAACCAAUCUGCGACGAUUGCAUCAUCUAUUGUCUGCUUCUUUGGUUUGCUUGUCUUCUUAGAUUGGUUAUUCUUUGGUUCUGGUGGACCAUCACUACCCCAUUCAAGGUCGGAAUCACCAACGCGUGGUUCGAGAGGUUCUUCAGGUGAAAUUUUAUUCUUGUUCUUUUUGUUCUUCUUCUUAUCCUUUUUGUUAAAGUUAGGAGAGAAGGUGAAGUCCUCAAAUGAUGGUUUGUUACCUGAAGCGAACAUCUGUCCGAGUUGUUGAACAUUCUUAAAUAGAUUGUCAUUUUGCAUUGCUUUGAACAUCUUACUGUUUUUUGUUUCUGGUACAUUUGACAAUACAGGUUCUUCAACUUCUACAAUCUCGCUCCUUGAGAAUGAGUGAUGAGGAUUUGCUUCAAUAUCCACAUCCUCAUUGUUUUCAACCCUUUCGUCUAAAACUAUUGCAGUUGCUUCAUCUUUUGGUUUCAAUGAAUCAGGUAUUUCGGAAGGUUUUGAGUCAAUAAUGAACAAAUCAUCAUUUGCAAUUGAAUCCUUAUCAGAAAUGAUUUUGUCAUCACUUGCAGCAAAUUCCUCGUCAGAAAGCACCUUAUCAUCAUCCCUCGUCAUAUUUGGUUCAGUUACUGUUUGAAUGCUCGUAUCAGCAUUGCUCAAAUCAAGUAAGUUGGCUUCAAUUAAGCUUUCAUCUGCAUCGUUAGAUUCGUCGAUGUUCAAUCUUGAAAUUGAUGGGAGAGAACUAUCAGGAUUGUUUAUUUCAAUAUCCUCAUCUACCUCUACUUCUUCUCCUGCAGUAGACGUAGAUUCGCCAGUUGAUGAUACUGCUGAUGAAACGACAUUGCUUGUAUCAAAUGCACUGGUCUCAAAAGUGCUAUUGUAAAUGCUUUCUUCUUCCUCUACGGCGGUUGUAGCCUGCGUCUCAUCUUGUGUUUCAUCGACGUCAUCGCCCUCUUCAGGACGUUGUUCGGUUGGAAUCUGAACAAAUACAUCCUCAGCAUCCUUGGUUUCUGCUGCCAUUUUUAUAUUACUCAGAUCCAUAUCCUUAUCCCAUGUACUCGUUCCCUUAACAAAAGAAAUCGGUUGUAAGAGUGGAUUUGCGGAUUGGUCGCCACCUUUAGAUUUUCCUUUAGCUAAUUUACGCUCAAAUAAUGCAGCUUCCUCUUCUGGCGAUUUCCUCACGUAACCUAAACCUUUAUGACCGUUUUUGUUCGGUCUACCUUUUGACGCAUUCAUAAAGUAAGGCAUGUGCUGUUUUAUACCAGCUCUCUCCUUCUUUGAAGCUGUAGGCGCAUCCUUUUGUACGUCAACACUUGAGUAUUUC
This is a messenger RNA of Wallemia mellicola CBS 633.66, 4798 nucleotides long. RefSeq names its product glycoside hydrolase. Lineage: Eukaryota; Fungi; Basidiomycota; Wallemiomycetes; Wallemiales; Wallemiaceae. Gene Ontology annotation, molecular function: beta-glucosidase activity. The coding region runs from base 544 to 1776 and encodes 410 amino acids. The transcript is spliced from 2 exons. Gene Ontology annotation, biological process: glucan catabolic process. Gene Ontology annotation, cellular component: cell surface; extracellular region. The record is from RefSeq and is a predicted model, not a curated record.